Messenger RNA from Delphinapterus leucas (beluga whale), 3249 nucleotides. It is a transcript of the gene NACC1, whose product is annotated as nucleus accumbens associated 1. NCBI's taxonomy places the organism in Eukaryota, Metazoa, Chordata, Mammalia, Artiodactyla, Monodontidae. Gene Ontology annotation, molecular function: protein binding; DNA-binding transcription factor activity, RNA polymerase II-specific; RNA polymerase II cis-regulatory region sequence-specific DNA binding. The record is from RefSeq and is a predicted model, not a curated record. Gene Ontology annotation, biological process: regulation of transcription by RNA polymerase II.
CGGCGCUCGGCUGGGGCGGCCUGGCCCACAAUGAAUGGCCGCCGCGGCUGCCGCUGCUGCUGAAGCGGAGGCCGCGGAGGCCGCGGAGGCGGACGCCGAGGCCCCGGCGCAGGGGGGCGCGCCCCGGGCCCAGGCCCGGCCCCAGCCGCCGCUGCGGAGCUCGCCGGGAGCCCCCGGAGCGCGGCCACGGCGCAGCCGCCGCCGCCAUGGCCCAGACCCUGCAGAUGGAGAUCCCGAACUUCGGCAACAGCAUUCUGGAGUGCCUCAACGAGCAGCGGCUGCAGGGCCUGUACUGUGAUGUCUCAGUGGUGGUCAAGGGCCAUGCCUUCAAGGCCCACCGGGCCGUGCUGGCCGCCAGCAGCUCCUACUUCCGGGACCUGUUCAACAGCAGCCGGAGUGCGGUGGUGGAGCUGCCGGCAGCUGUGCAGCCCCAGUCCUUCCAGCAGAUCCUCAGCUUCUGCUACACGGGCCGGCUGAGCAUGAACAUGGGUGACCAGUUCCUGCUCAUGUACACAGCGGGCUUCCUGCAGAUCCAGGAGAUCAUGGAGAAGGGCACAGAGUUCUUCCUCAAGGUGAGCUCCCCCAGCUGUGACUCCCAGGGCCUGCACGCCGAGGAGGCCCCCUCGUCCGAGCCCCAGAGCCCUGUGGCGCAGACGUCGAGCUGGCCGGCCUGCGGCACCCCACUGCCCCUCGUGUCUCGCGUCAAGACAGAGCAGCAGGAGUCGGACUCUGUGCAGUGCACGCCCGUGGCCAAGCGGCUGUGGGACAGCAGCCAGAAGGAGGCCGGCGGUGGCAGCAGUGGCAACGGCAGCCGCAAGAUGGCCAAGUUCUCCACGCCGGACCUGGCCGCCAACCGGCCGCCCCAGCAGGCCCCGGUGGUGGCGGCGGCACAGCCCACCGGAGUGGCGGGGGGGCCCGGGGCCGGGCAGCCGGCGGGCGGCGUGGCAGCAGCGGCAGGCGGAGUGGUGAGUGGGCCCAGCACGUCGGAGCGGACCAGCCCGGGCACCUCAAGCGCUUACACCAGCGACAGCCCCGGCUCUUACCACGAGGAAGAUGAGGAGGAGGACGCGGGCGAGGAGGGCACAGACGAGCAGUACCGGCAGAUCUGCAAUAUGUACACCAUGUACAGCAUGAUGAACGUCGGCCAGACCGCCGAGAAGGUGGAGGCCCUCCCUGAGCAGGUGGCUCCCGAGUCCCGGAAUCGCAUCCGAGUGCGGCAAGACCUGGCGUCUCUCCCUGCUGAGCUCAUCAACCAGAUCGGCAACCGUUGCCACCCCAAGCUCUACGAUGAGGGUGACCCCUCUGAGAAGCUGGAGCUGGUAACAGGCACCAACGUGUAUAUCACCAGGGCGCAGCUCAUGAACUGCCACGUCAGCGCGGGCACGCGGCACAAGGUCCUGCUGCGGCGCCUCCUGGCCUCCUUCUUUGACCGGAACACGCUGGCCAAUAGCUGUGGCACCGGCAUCCGCUCUUCCAGUAACAACCCCAGCCGCAAACCGCUGGAUAGCCGCGUCCUGCACGCUGUCAAGUACUACUGCCAGAACUUUGCUCCGAACUUCAAGGAGAGCGAGAUGAACGCCAUCGCAGCCGACAUGUGCACCAAUGCCCGCCGCGUUGUGAGGAAGAGCUGGAUCCCCAAGGUCAAGCCGCUUAUGGCCGAGGGUGACGCCUACACCACCUUCAUCAGCUACACGGGCAAGAUAGAGCCGGACAUGAUGGGUGUGGAGCACGGCUUCGAGACGGCCAGCCAUGACGGCGAGGCCGGCCCCUCGGCCGAGGAGGCCCUCCAGUAACCCCCACCGGACCCUCCCGCGGGGCCGUCACACUCCCCCUCCUGUCACACCCGCCCGGCAUCUUGGUCACGAGCUACUGUCUGUCCUUCCCCAGGACCCGCGGGGGGCACUGCAUGCUCCUGGCCCCUCUGCCUCCCCGUCCCACCCCCUGACCCCAAUCCGAUCAGGGAUCCGGGCUGGGAGGGGACGGCAGGUGGUGCGAGGUCUGCGUUGCCUUCUCUAGCACACACUCGUGCACAGUCGGGGGGCUCUUGCUCCCCCUCUCCUAACCCCUAGCAACUGUCUCCCCACUCACCAGGCCAGGCACAGGGAGGGGCUGGCCUGGGGGGCUUGGGAAGACCCCCUUCCCAGGCGCUGGGCCACCUAGCCGGAGCAUUCCUCAGCCUCCGCCCCCCACUGCAGCCCCUUGGGGACUCACAGGGGCCCCGGGUUCUCAGGACCCCUCCCGCCACCACCUCCCAGUGCUUCCACGUUUCCGAAAGCGCCUUCCUGUCUCCCUUGUCUGUCCCUGCGCCUGGGGGCUGGGGUAGGCGAGGCCGUGAGGACUGCCCGUUUUACAGCUGAGGAAACUGAGGCUCAGAGAAACUCCAUGACCGACCUAAGGUGGCGGGCGGUGGCAGGCCCAGCGCCCUUCUCUUCCCCCACCUGUGCUCAGCCUCUCUUGCUGCCACCAGCCCCCUGGGGCCUGAGAGGGGCAAGUCCUGAGAGGGGGCCCUUGGGGGCAGACCGAGGGUCUCUGAGAGUAGGAGAGGUUUCCGGGGAUCGCAGAAGCGUGUGGGUGUGCGUGUGUGUGUGUGCGCGUGCGUGUGUAGAAGUUUUGCUUUUAAACGAAGAUGUGAGAGGCAGUAGGACCAGGGGUGGAACCCAGGGGAGCAGGCUGGGGGGUGCUGCUGCCUUUCCCUCUCUUCCCCCACCCCCACCCCCCACGGCAGGGCUCCCAGCCCCCACCCCCUGUACAUACUUUUUAAAACAUUUUUUUAGCUAAUGAAAUAUUGAAGUAUAAGAUUCCUUUUAUUUUUCAAACCAACGGGACCGUGUCUGAUGUCCCCUUCGGUCCUCGGGGCUGUGGAAGGCAGGACGGAGUGGGGAGCCAGGGGCAGGCUGAAUGUGCGCGUGUGUGUGGAGUGGGGGCGCGCGUUGCCGAGGGGGGGCCCCCCAGGCCCCGCUCUGCCUGGGCUCCCGUGGGUCUGGCCAGCUCACACUCAACCCCAGGGCCUCCCCCCAAGGGCUACAUUGCAAGGGUGUCCCUGGUUUGUCCAGUUGGCUGAGUCCAGCUCCUGGCAGGGCCGGGUCCGCUUCAUGGUUAAAGAUUGUUUGCAGAAUCUUCUUUUACCAUUCCUCUCUUUCUAUCCUUGGCCUAGCUCCACGAGUGGUUUUGUGGUUUUUUUUUUUUUUUGAGUUCUACAUGUAAACUCGGAGGGUUCUUUUUGUUUUUUUAACUCUCCCCCCCCCCCCG